Laccaria bicolor S238N-H82 is the source of this 1509-nucleotide messenger RNA. RefSeq lists its product as uncharacterized. The coding region runs from base 1 to 1338 and encodes 445 amino acids. Lineage: Eukaryota; Fungi; Basidiomycota; Agaricomycetes; Agaricales; Hydnangiaceae. The record is from RefSeq and is a predicted model, not a curated record. The transcript is spliced from 8 exons.
AUGUCGACCAACAGUCUUCCGUCAUAUCUCUCACCCUCGCUCAACCGCGUCCCUUCGUACUCUGCAGAGCCGCACGACUAUGAACGGAGGCUAGCCCUGGCCGACCGCCUUCGUCCUAGGCCAUCUGGUAGUUUUGUAAAGGAGUCGAAAAACGGGGACGCUCGUUUGCGAUUGAGUGCGCAAGAAGAUAAUAUCAGCUUGCCGAUUUAUGGAUCGAGGGGUGUUGUCGAGGGUACGGUUGAACUCUCAAAAACAGAUGGAAUUCAAAGUGUCGAGGUCAAGAUCGAAGGGCGGCUCAAGCUGAGGGAAAUAGCAGAAGGAGGUACGGCCCUCGCGAGGCUUUGCUUGGAUACGGCACUGGUGUGGUUUAGGGACGACAACAAUAUUAUGUGCCCGCCGUCCAUGCCUUUCGCUCUUACAUUGCCAAGCACCUUUACAUUUGAAGACAAAACCUAUCCCCUUCCUCCGACGUUCGACGUCAAACUCGAGGGCCUCCCAGGAUUCACUGCGAAUAUCGACUAUUCCGUCAGCGCCACCAUAGUCAAAUCUAAUGCAAUCCCACUCCGAAUCAAAUCUAAAGCACUCAACGUUAACAUCGGAUCUGGAGCUAGCAAUCUAACGAUCCCAUUCACAUACCUCCCUCGAACCCGGCCUGCAUAUCCCAUACCUACUCAACUAUUUCCAACCAAGAAUGGUUUCAUCUUAACUCCCGAAUGGAGAGUGUACGAGUCUGUCAUGGUCGCGAAGAAAUCUUCGGGUCAAAAUAUCACAACCAAACUAUACCUGCCUGCGUCUAGGAUUUUUUGUGUUGGGCAGCCCAUUCCAUUUCACCUGACUUUGGAGUCGUCAGCAAUGUCGCUUGCCGAUUUUCUUCCGUACAGCCCCGUUGUUACGGUUGUUGGCAAGCCCAAGGCGACCCGCUUGGAAUUGACAAGACAGUCUACGGUCGAUGUGCGAAAUGUCCUAAAAUCUGGCGCUAAAACUGACAUUUGGAGAGUGGAUUGCAUUGGCGAAGGAAAAUUUAGGCAUGCGGGGGACGGCCCUACGUGGAUCUCAUUUACUGGCGAAGUUACGAUCAAGGAAGGUACGAUACCUGGGUUUAGAGCAGCCGGCUUGACCGUGAAGGACUUUAUUCUAUUCACUGUCAAUCCCCACGACCCAAAGAAAUCAUCAUUUCGUGAUCUUCGACAGGUCAUUCCAGUGCGCUUGACGACCGAUACGUGGACUAUGAAUGGUGCAGGCGUUGGAGUUUUCCCCGCUUUCGAAUAUUCUGUACCGUCGUCACCUGGGGACACGGAGGACCACGGCUCUUCAGCAAAUGGCCAUGAUGAACGAUAAAGUACUUGAAAAAGAUGAGUCCAGACAUACCCACCAUCAGGGGCAGUGGUUCUGUAGAACGGUUGUGUUUUUGGUUUAAAAAUAUGUAUUCUGAGAGUGGAGUCCGAGAACCAAGAAGCAGGACUUGACUCUGGCUCCCAAUUCCACGACCCACGGCGUCUCUUCCUCUAA